This is a messenger RNA of Aspergillus thermomutatus, 390 nucleotides long. Its product is annotated as succinate dehydrogenase assembly factor 3. The record is from RefSeq and is a predicted model, not a curated record. The transcript is spliced from 3 exons. Gene Ontology annotation, biological process: mitochondrial respiratory chain complex II assembly; succinate metabolic process. Gene Ontology annotation, cellular component: mitochondrion; mitochondrial intermembrane space. NCBI's taxonomy places the organism in Eukaryota, Fungi, Ascomycota, Eurotiomycetes, Eurotiales, Aspergillaceae. The coding region runs from base 1 to 390 and encodes 129 amino acids.
AUGCGUCUCUUCCACAGAUUACUCAUGGCCACGCCCUCAACAAUGGGCUCCAAAUCCAGCCUCAGCGAAGCCCUCGCCCUCCUCCCCCCACUCCACCUCUACCGCCGCAUCCUCCGCGUCCACCGGCGGAAGCUAGAUCCUGAGAUGCGCAUCCUGGGCGACUCCUACGUGAAGAGCGAGUUCCGCGCACACAGGGAUGUGGAGAACCCGCUACAUAUCAUCGGCUUCUUGACGGAGUGGCAGCUGUACGCGCAGAAGCUGGAGGGCGAUGCAUGGGUCGGAGAGAAGUUGGAUAAGUCGAAGCUGGAUAAGAUGAGUGAUCAGCAGAUCGGACAGCUGUAUGAGCUCAUGCAGGCGAUCAAGAAUACGGAUGGGGAGGGGAAGGAGUGA